Arachis ipaensis is the source of this 1293-nucleotide messenger RNA. RefSeq lists its product as uncharacterized. Lineage: Eukaryota; Viridiplantae; Streptophyta; Magnoliopsida; Fabales; Fabaceae. The record is from RefSeq and is a predicted model, not a curated record.
AUGGCGGCGAUGACCAAUUUGGAAAAUACUAUGCAAGCCAACGCUGUUGCGACUAUGCAAGCCGUGGAGAGGAUGGGUCAACCGAUGGGAAAUGGAAACAGAAAUGGGAAUAAAAACGGAAAUGGAGAAGGAGACGGUAACAACUUAAGAGGUAUUCCGAUGACCUUGGCUUCGUUCCUAAAGGUCAUCCACCAACUUUUAGAGGGUCGACCAACCCUACUGAAGCAGAAAAUUGGUUCCAAGCAAUGGAGCAUGUCCUUAAGAAAAGCUAGGGAGUUAGAGCUUAUGCAGCUAAAUCAAGGCUCAUUGUCUGUGGCUGAUUACAUUAGUCAGUUCGGGGAGCUCUGUAGGUUCUCUAGGGUAUGUCAAGGUGCCCCAGAGUCCUAUGAAAGCUGGCAGUGUAUAAAGUACCAAGGAAGAUUGAGGGACAACAUUAUGAUGGCUGUAGCUCCUUUGGAGAUUCGGUGCGCUAAGAAGGUGGCACUAGCAAGAGAUCCUAGAGGAGGAAACAACAAUAGAGGCCGAGGCAAGUACUUUCAGCCGAGAGGUCAGAAUUUCAAGAGGGGUGGACACAUACCUCAACAUCCUCUUGGUCAAGGGGGCUUUAGGAGGAAUAACUAUGAUCAGUACCACCAGGCUAAAGGAAGAGGUAAACAGAGUAAGACUUCUCCAGAUUCAAUUUGUAACAGUUGCGGGCAUUUUCCUCCAUAUGAUUCGUGCAAGCUGGGUAUAGGUGAAUACUUUACAUGUAGAUUUCCUGGACACAUGGCGAAAGAUUGCCCUUGUGGGAGGAAUCUGAAUGCGGGUCAGAAUCAACAAGGCCGAGUGUUUGCUGUGAACGCCAGUGAUGAUACUAAGGUGGAUCCUUUGAUGCGAGGUAACUAUUUAUUUGGUGAGAAAAUAUUGGUUUUAUUGUAUGAUACUGAAGCCUCACAUUCAUUUAUUGCAUUUGAUAAAGUUAAGAAACUAGGGUUGAAAAUGUCAAAAUUAGCUUUCGAUUUGCAUGUGCAUACCCCAUAUCAGACGGUUGUGACUAGAUCAGGUUGUAGGGAAUUGUCAAAGAAUCGGGUAUUGUUGGAUUGCUUUGAGCAAUUGAUUCGGUUUAUGCCGGAAGGGGAAGGAGGUGCAGUAGUAGCUGAAGGUGAUGAACAGAAGUUAGAUCAAAUUUCGGCAGUUGGGGACUUUCUUGAAGUAUUUCCUGAAGAUAUUCCCAAAUUUCUGUCUCAAAAGGAAAUUGAAUUUGCGAUUGACUUGGUGCCGAGAGUCGGACCAGUGUCAAUGGCGCCGUACUGA